Otolemur garnettii (small-eared galago) is the source of this 654-nucleotide messenger RNA. It is a transcript of the gene FAM167A, whose product is annotated as family with sequence similarity 167 member A. The coding region runs from base 1 to 654 and encodes 217 amino acids. The transcript is spliced from 2 exons. Lineage: Eukaryota; Metazoa; Chordata; Mammalia; Primates; Galagidae. The record is from RefSeq and is a predicted model, not a curated record.
AUGUCUGUGCCGCGGAUCCAGGUAGAGGAGGUGGGCAGUGAAGAGGGGCCAGCAGCAGCGGCAGCUCCCCCUGACGACCACCUGCGGAGCCUGAAGGCCCUCACUGAGAAACUGCGACUGGAGACGCGCAGACCCUCCUACCUGGAAUGGCAGGCCAGGCUGGAGGGGCAGACGUGGCCCUUCCCGAGAUCAGCUACUGCUGAGGAGCAGGAGGGGAGCUUGGAGCCGGGGCAGUGUGGUGGGGAGGAACUCCUGCUUCCCCCAAGAGAACCCAGGCAGCAUCCCCCACCUGCCAGGAGCAGCAGCCCCGGUGCUGGGGCCCUCACCCUGGGCAAGCUGGACGGUUUCCAGAGCAUCGACGAGGCUCUAGCCUGGCUCAGGAAGGAACUGACGGAGAUGCGGCUGCAGGACCAGCAGCUGGCCCGACAGCUCAUGCGCCUGCGUGGUGACAUCAACAAGCUGAAGAUCGAGCACACCUGCCGCCUGCACAGGAGAAUGCUCAACGACGCCACCUACGAGCUGGAGGAGCGGGACGAGCUGGCCGACCUCUUCUGCGACUCGCCCCUGGCUGCCUCCUUCAGCCUCUCCGCACCUCUCAAGCUCAUUGGUGUCACCAAGAUGAACAUCAACUCCCGGAGGUUCUCUCUCUGCUGA